GGAUGGGUGCGAGCCAACGCCUGUGCCGCCGGCUCGCUCUGCUCCGUCCCCAGAUCGCCCGGAGCCCGCGCCUCCGCCCGCCCAGGAGGGAUGCUGCUCCGGGAGCUGCUGGGACUGCUCCGCUGCUGCUGGCCCUCCCUGCUGCUGCACUGUGCCCUCCACCCGCUCUGGGGCUCCGUCCAGAUCACUCAGGGUGAACCCCAGAAGUCAUGCUCCAAGCCUGUAGCAGAUGAAGUCCCGGAGAGCUGCCAGCAGAUCUGCCAAUGCAGGCCUCCACCACCGCCACCACCACCACCUCCUCCCCCGCCGCCCCCCAGGCUGCUGGUGGUGCCAGCUCCCAAGUCUACUUUCUGCCCCACUGAAGAGACCUGGUGGCCAGGCCUGGUUAUUAUCAUUGCAGUAUGCUGUGCCACACUAGUGUUCCUCUUUGUAGUUGUCAUCAUUUGCUACAAAGCCAUAAAAAGGAAACCCAUGAGAAAAGAAGAGAAUGGAACCAGUCGGGCUGAAUAUGCAAUGACCUCCUCCCAAAACAACAAAACAGUUGAUAACAAUGCCGUUGUAUAAUCCCUGAGAUCCUACUGACUCUCAGGAGGUGGUAAACUUUUAAAGCACAGCAUGGAAUAUGCAAGGUGGGUGAAAUAAGGCAACGAAAGGAGCUCUGUGGCCAAGGACUUCAUUUCAGAAAUAGCGCACGUAUCAGUGAUUCAGAAGAGAAAAGCAGACUGCUCUUCAGGCUUGCUGCUUCUCCAAGGGAGGAUAAUCUCCUUCUCCAAGGGACGUAGAUCCAAGCUGCCCAGAGAAAAGGCAUCACAAAGCAUUGCAUGCUGCAUCUCAUGAAAGCAACAUCAUGAUGCCUUCUGUUUCUUCUUUCCCCAAUUCUUAGUCUGAGUAGAGCGCUCCCAAAAAGUUCUUUAUAUAGGGUCUUCAGAGGAAAAGGUGACCUGCUGGAGUGGCAGCAGCUUACUGUAAAUGAGUCUGAGGGUGGAGCUGUCACCUACAUAUUUUUCCAGUCUGAGCAGUGUUUUCACCUAGGACCUCGCAGCUUUGUGCGCUUAUAAUUCAUUCAUUCUUAUCAUUCUUAUUAUUUCAUUAGAAAAAAAAAAAAAAAGAAAAAAAAAAGGUAAAAAAAUCUGUUAAGCCAUCAAGGAACCAAAAAUUGCAUGAAAUUGUGACUUAUCCCAGGAGAUUUGUCUGUGGUCUGGUGACUAUGCAAUUUCCAUGGCUGAAGACUUUUCAGGCAAAAGAAACAACAUUAAUUUAGCCAUUAGGCUUGCUAAUAAAAGAUAUGAUCAAUAGGUGCUUUGAACAUUAUUGCUUUGUAAUCAGCCUCCUUUUUUGCAUCAUGUUUCAUUUCUUUUUACCUUCAGAAACUUCUGUUUUGGUGAAAGUCUGCACAUUUCUCUGUGUUUGCCUCAUGCUGAUUUGCCAGGGAAACCCCUACAGGAAAGUUUUUGUUUCCAUCUUGAAGUAUUUGGGUGGGAUUGUGUUGCAAGGAUGAGCAACCUUUUGAAGUCCUCUUCAUUCACUGACAAGUGUUGCUUCCUGAAAGUGUUAAGUAUCAUGAACUGACCCACUGAGGAUGUUGUAGAUCUGGCUUGGAGGGCCAUUUUCUUAGGGCCUGGUAAGCUGGCUAUGCUCACAUUAAUUCAGUUUCUGCCUCUCCUGGCAGAGACUGCCAAUCCUGCCGAAUUCAGCGUAAUAGCUUAGUGUUGUACUUUUCAUGGCAUGGAUUGCUGACUACUGAAAGCAAAGCUGAAUCCACCCAAAUUCAUUUCAUGUAGGAUCUCAGGUUAGAUUCAGUAAGCAACACUUAGGAUAAAGGCGAUCAAGCUGCUGGUCUUUCCCCAUCUCCUGAAAACUUUCCUUUGUGUCCCAUCACCACACAUGUGACUUUAUUUACCUCUGUGCUGAAGGUAACGACACAGUGGUUCUACCCUGCUUCUUGUCUGGACCUCAAGCACCGAUUCCACUCUGUUUCCAUGUGUGAGUAACUCCCAGGCACCAACUCAGUCUUGCUCUGGGACAUAGCUGUUUCCCAGCUGUCGCUUCUGUUGUUAAUGCAACACACUGAUACUUUCAGUUCGACAUAAGGAUGUGCCUGAACUGCAGAAACCAGAUUUUGAUUUUGAACACGUUCCUGACUGCAUUUGGUCUACUUCUAGGAUGUAGAGUUUGGCCUAGAGGAAGACAAUGUUCUGUAGACCCUUCCUGAAAAACCUCCAGGAUGUUCAAAUCAGCAUUUUCAGAUCAGGCCCAUGUCUAAUAUUCAAUUACCUAUUAACCAGUAGAGUAUAUGUAAAUAUAAGUAUCUUUCUAAUGAUAAAACGAAAUGCUGCUGUAUACCACCACUGAGGAAUUUGUGGAGUUACUAGCUUUUUGGCCUGUCAUCACUACAUAAAAGUUUAGCUACAUAAAAUUAUUUUUUAAAAGCUAGAAUUUCUUGAGAAGUGAAUGCAAUUAUAAAAGUUAAAGGGAAUAAGUGACCCUUUGCCCAAAAGUACAAUCGUUACCUUCCAUAUUUACAUUGUGUGCUUGCACAAGAUACAGCGAUAUGUUCUUACAUCCAAAGUGAGAUUAAAAUGACAGAAUUUCGAGUCUAGUAUUCUAAAUGUUGAUUGCCUAAAGCACUUAGCCCCUAAAUACUAUAAUAAAAAUAUUACAAGUAUAUUUCUAGAAUAUUUUUUAAGCUAUAACAUUUAUUUUGGUGUAGUUACCGAUGUUUGCCUUUUUUUACUCCAGUUCUUUCUGCCUAAAUGUGACACAGUCUGAGACUGGUUGCAAGUUUAGCUGAGAGUAUAAGUGUGAAUGCAGAUGAGUUUAGCAUGAUACAGGCUCAGGAUCAGCACUUUCUCCUAAAGGUUCUUGAUUUUAUUUAUUUUCUAAUAAAGCUUUAAAAGCAUGUUCUGUAAAGCCAAAAUCUCAAAAGGGAUUUGUAGCUCAUUAUGUUUAUCAAAAUGUGUCUGUUUCUGCAAGAAUAAGUCUAAAGAGAUGAUCAAUGGAUACUGUCUUAUUUUCAGUGAUGUCAGUGGUAAAAUGGCCUCAUUAACUGAAAAUCCUGAUACAUGACAUAACCCAUGACCAAACCUCUCACAGGCCCCAGAGGUCUUCUCAGUGAAAGAGAUGUUCAAACCUGGUGUGGAGCAGGGAGCUAGGAGCCACACAUGGGGACUGGCAUCUGUUUUCAACUCUGCCAUUCACCUGCUAUUUACUAGCAAGUAAUUUUGCCUCUCUGCACCUCAAUUUACCCAUCUGUAUAAUUGAGAUAAAAUACUUAACAGCUCUGUGGCAGAAUUUUGAGAGACAUGAACAUAUCUUACUUGCACAGGCAGAGUUACAAUGCCAUUAUAUCCAACGUGCUGAUAUUAAAUAAAUGUAUUUGGGAACGUCAUUACAUAAUAUUUGUACUGCCCAAAGCAUUUCAUAAAUAAACAUUCCUUCACAUGUUUUCUUAGUCUACUGGACACAGAAGAGCAGUAGCUGACAAGCUGGGAGUUGCUUCUCCCUGCUUGUCUAGUCAUUUGCUCUCAGCACUUACACAGCUGCGUGGCUGGGAGAAAUAGAAAAUUCCAUUUGGGGCAGUUUUGCCUGUAGAAUCCUGGGCAUCUUCAUACAGUUGACUACAAUGCACCAGAAGUUUAAGGUGAUCUACAGAAAGUCUCUUGGAAAAGUAUGCUGGAAGCAGAUUUAAAUCUUCAGAAAAGACAGACCAGAUAGGCAGUGUCUUUGGGGAACGAUUUUUGAAGUUUUCUUAUGAGGUUUAAGUGUUUGUCUAAUACUCUUCAGAGUACUUGGAAAGCUUUUCUGAAAUGGCUUUCUAUUCUUCCCUGUUGUACCAUUAUUAAAUACAGAAGGAAAGGAAAGGAUAGACAAGGGCUCCACUAAGCAGUGACCCUGGAUCUGGGGAACUGGCAAUUCAAAGUACAACUUUACAAGGACUGCAAGUUUAUUUUUAGAUACAGAAAAGCCCUCCAUAGCUCCAAAAAAGCCAGAUCCUCAGUAGUUACAAAGGUGGCAUGUUUCUAGGCAAAAGUAUAAUGCUCUACUGUGACCCCCCUCUGACCACCACCAGACAGCCUUGCAAAAUAGAAAACCACUUUUUUCAGUCUGAGGGUGAGCAUUAAUUCAACAUUUCUUUUUAAGUACCAACACAAGUGUAGGCUGCACUUUAAGGGCCUGAGCUACAAAGCACUGAGUUUCCUCAGCACUCAACAGGAAGGUGCAGCUGAGGUGUUAAUGUCUUGCAGGAAGCCUCAGCCCUGCAGCCCUCCCUGGCUCAGACCUGCCACAGGGCUGUGACCAGGAGUGCAUCUCCACCUUGCAUACAUGUUUCAAAAUUCAGACAUGGAAGGAAAGAGGAGAGUUCUACCAAGUUUAAGAUAUAAAUAUGUUGAUAUAUAUCUAGAUAGAGACCUAAUUGUCCAGUCUUGCAUGCCAUAUGGUCAUGCAUAGCAUGUGAAGCGAGCGUGGCCCUGCUUCUCCAACCAGGUAAUGGCCAUAGAUGCUGCCAAGCAAUGGAGAAUCAGGCCUGUGGUAGAUAUGUAUUUACAAUACUCCCUGCAUCUGUACAAACCAAAAUAUAUUAUUUUAAACUGCAAAAUAGUGUGUUUGAAUCAAUGCAUGAAUGUAAAUACUCUAAGAUCUGCCUUCUUGACUGUGUACCACAUGUACAGAUGAAAACAAAUACUAUUUAUAGGAAAUCUGUAUUGGUGGUUAAAUAACUAAAGAGAAAAAAAAAAUCAGAAUUAAUGUUGUCAUGUUUUUCAAACAAGCCAUUAAUGUAUAUUUAGUAUUUAAGGAUAUUGCUCAACAAGUAUGUUCCGUACCAAAAACUGUGUUGCAAAUACAGAUUGUGCAGUACCCUAUUUUAAAAAGGCACCAUAAUUACUUUUUAUUUUAAAUAAAAAUGUACUUGUAAAAAGUUU
Messenger RNA from Phasianus colchicus (ring-necked pheasant), 4922 nucleotides. RefSeq names its product proline rich membrane anchor 1 (gene PRIMA1). Lineage: Eukaryota; Metazoa; Chordata; Aves; Galliformes; Phasianidae. The record is from RefSeq and is a predicted model, not a curated record.